AUGGGCCUGCGCUGGCUCUGGAGGCACCGGGUGAGCGCUUUACUGCUGGUGCUAGCGCUGCUCCUGCUCUUCACGCUCCUGGCCACACACUCACUGCAGAACAACAGAACCCAUGACCCGAGACCUGCAGCAGACAGAAGGAACCAGAGAAGAGCUGCUGAGAAACACACGCCGCCUCUCGCUCCGAACACACACCACCCGCCCAAACACACACCGACCGCCCGAGCCGGUCAGCGGAGAGCUCGUCCACCCGUGGUCUUCCUGAAGACCCACCGGACCGGCAGCAGCACCGUACAGAACAUCCUGUUCCGACUCGGGGAACGACAGAGCGCCACCUUCGCCUUUCCCUCCCGCACGUACCAGUUUAACUACCCAGACAGAUUCAGAGCUGCGUUUGUGGACGAGCUGCCUGAGGGUUCAUCUCAGUUUGACUUGCUUUGCAGCCAUAUGCGUUUGGACCUGAGGGAGGUGAAGAAAGUGAUGCCCCAGAAUGCUGUCUUCAUAACGCUCCUGCGAGACCCAAUCAAGAACUUUGAGUCAGUCUUUGGGUACUACACCUCCACCGUCCCAGCGUUCUUCUUUGCGCACCGAACUGCUGCCAGCAAAGGCAAAUCUGCGCUUUCUGUGUUCCUGGACUCUCCGGAGAUCUUUUGGGACCCGAAGGAGCCUGGGAACGGUCUUGCCAAGAACCCAAUGAGCUUCGACUUGGGGCUCAACAACCAGAAGUGGAACGGUUCCUGGCCGGAGGACUUGGCGCAACUGGAAGAAGCAUUUCACCUGGUCAUGAUCGCCGAACACUUCGACGAGUCCCUGGUUCUCCUGGGGGCUCUCCUUGGACUGGAGCAUGAGGAUUUGGCUUACCUUCAGCUCAACGCUCGUGCCAGAAAUAGCGUGGCGGAGCUGCACGAGAACUUGCGGGGAAAAGUGCGAACGUGGAACGUGCUGGACACGCUGCUCUAUGACUUCUUUGUGCAGGUGUUCUGGGAGAAGGCGGCUCAGUAUGGAAUGCAGAGGUUGAAAGCGGAGGUGGAGCGGCUCAGGGCCUUCACGGAGGAUAUACGACGGAAAUGUGUGUCCAGGGCUGAGGUUCCUCCAGGAGGGCUAGAGGACUUGCUGCGCCCGUUGCAGAUGGAGACGGCCACUAUUGUGGGAUACGAGGUGCGAGGGAACCUGUCGCUGCAGGAUCAGGGCUUCUGCAUUCGGAUGAUGCUUCCAGAGCUUCAGUAUCAUUCGCACUUGUACUUCAAGCAGUAUGGUAGAGAUAUGAGAGCUGCUCCAGCCAACUGAAACCUUGGACCAGGUGGACCACAACAGUCUCAGGCCUGGACUAAUAGGACAGAACAAGCCUGGUGGAGUUGAACCAAGAUACAUCGGUGGUUACCAACCUAUAUCCUAAAGAACCACAAACAAUUUUGGAUGUUUCUCUCAUCUGACAGAACCAUUUCAGGUUUUAUCAAACUGAUGAGCUGAAUCAGGUGUUUUUCAAUAGGACAGUGGAGUCCAAUGAUGUUUAGCUUCAACUCAUCUGCCUGGAUGCUUCAAGUGAUCCUGAAGACUUAAUUAUCUGGUUCAGGUGUCAUAAAGUUGGCGCUAAACUCUGUAGGACAGUGGCCCUACAGUAUUGGACAUCACUGGAUUAGUAAGACGUACAAAAUUUGCAGAAUUGAGGGUACUCUAAGAUCAGGAUUGAGAAUCGCUGGCAUAGAUCAAUGACCUAAACGUGAAACUGAUAGAAAAGCAUACUAACUUGAAUUUGCCCAAGAUCAGCACUGUGAUAACUAAUGGUUGUUUGGAUAACACUUACUUAGCUUGACCAUAAGUGCCAUUUUUCCCAGACUUAUUAAUCCUUUGGCAGGAUUUCUGCAUUGCUUUGAUUUAAAAUACCUCGAGAGCAUUUUGAAAACAUUAGGAACCGAUGUCAUACACUGAUCGGUCUGCACGCAAACAAAGGCAAAACCUAGAUAUUUUAGGGAAUAUAGAAAUUCCUGGCCAGGACACAUGCGGGAAAAAUGGCUGUUCCUGGAGGGCUGUGGCCUUUUAGAGUUUAGUUCUAAUCCUGUUCCAACACACUAACCAUGCAGCUUUUAAAUAAGCCUGAAGGACCCGAUUAGCCGGAGCAGGUGUGUUUAAUUGGUGUUGGAGCUAAACUCUGCAGGGCCGUGGCCCUCCAUGGUGUCCAAUUCUGCUGAAGGUCAGCUUCCUGCACAGGUUAAGCUUCGUAAGAUACUGGAAAUUUCCUACUGCCCAAUCUUUAGGUCAGAUUUAUGAGUUACAUUUCCUUUAAGUACUUUGUUGUUGGGAAAAACAGGACACCAGGUUCUUUCUUGCCUUAUUUCUAGGGACGGAGCAAAAAUGUUUAGAAGAUAUUUAAUAAAGAUCCAAUGCAUUUUGAAUUAAAUGCAGCAUCUCAUUCGCUUUCAACUAUAUAAACAUUAACUGCACUUCCGAGUUCAUUCACCACAUCAGAUUCUAAAGUUUCAGUCAAAUAAAUACUGUUUUCGAUAUGCAAAAUCAUACAAUAUGCAUCAAACGUUAUUUAUAUACGCAAAUCUAUAGAUGGCUAUAAUGGCAAUAGAAACAAAAUGUAGAAACUGUGGAAAAAAACAUACCAGUUACUAUAUAGAUAGCUUAGUCUUCCUGCAUGGCUUGGAAAGUCAGGUAUUAACAAAACUAAUUAAGUUUC
Molecule: messenger RNA, 2683 nt
Organism: Puntigrus tetrazona (Sumatra barb)
Lineage: Eukaryota; Metazoa; Chordata; Actinopteri; Cypriniformes; Cyprinidae
Product: galactose-3-O-sulfotransferase 2
Exons: 3
Coding region: 1-1287 (428 amino acids)
Biological process (GO): glycolipid biosynthetic process
Cellular component (GO): membrane
Molecular function (GO): galactosylceramide sulfotransferase activity
Source: RefSeq, a predicted model, not a curated record